UUGGAUCCUCUAAAAAAACAAAAAUUCCCAUUUGGAUCAAGAAGCCUGAAGCCUUCACGCCUCACGGCCCCGAGAUCCCAAACCAGACGGACGACCUCAAAAGCUCCGCCGCAGCGAUGGGCGUCGUCUCGGCGGUUGCUGACGCAGUGGUCGUCCUAUUCUCCCUCACAAUCGCGGUGGCGGCGCCGCUGAUCGACGCGCAGUCCGUCCUCCCGCACACCCUCUACCCGGCGCCGCUCCGUGACCUCAAGCGGUGGUACGCUGACGAGUUCGGCGACUACCUUAUGGCUCAGCCGCCGGGCUUCCUCCGGGGGCUCGUCUGGUUCGAGCUCGCCUUCCUCUGGCCGCUCGCCGUCGCCAACCUCUACGGCGUCCUCGCGCGCCGCCGAUGGGCUGCCACGACCUCCCUCAUCGCCGGCGUCUCCACCCUCACCUCCAUGUCUGCAAUACUCGGGGAGAUCUUAGGUUCUGGGAUAGCGACCGACAAGUUGCUUCAGAUGUAUGUUCCUUUUGUUGUUUUCGCUGUCGUCGCAAUUCUCCGUGGACUCUGCCCGUGCUCCUCUUCUGCUGCUGCUCCGUCGCUUGGGCCAUCGUCACGGAAGAAGAGGGCCUAACUUAGGUUCAUGUAUCUCUCACGAACAAUCUUUGGUCUCUCCCCGGUUGGAGUGGCAGGCACUGGCAAUAUUGAUCGUGUAACCCUGGGGUGUUUUGUAUUCCAGACUUCCUGAUAGCAUUUUCUAUAGCUUGCCAUGUUAUUCUUCUUAUGACAAGGAGAGUAUAUAUACACUAUUAUCUGGCAUGUAUUGCUAGGAUUAUUAAGCGGUGAAGACCAAGAAGGUGGUUUGCACACUUUCUUGUUUUAUUUACCCUAAAACAAUGUUUGCUUUCUGAAGUGUCUACAUGUUUUUAUUGGCUUAUCUUUGGCACUCCUUUUCUAGAACAUAAAAUUCUUCAUGUUAACUCAUAGAUUCCAUGAGUCUGUAAAUUCUUGCUGAGCCAAUCUUUUUACUGAAAUCAACGGUGCUAACUUUGCUUUCAUGUUUGUUGCACAUUAGCGCAACAAUUUUGUAUGCAGCAUAAUAUUAGGAUUAUUUAUAACAGCAGAGCAUAUGAUCUUCAUUUGCAUGUUGUUAAUGUAAGUUAGCAUGGUUUUCUCAGGCUCUCCUAAAUUCAUUGUUCACCUUCUAAUGGAGUUCCUCAUGGGCUGACAUUUAAUGAUGUAAGAUGUUUCACUAACACUGCCUUUUUCCUAGCUUUAUUUUCUUUUCUCAGAUCCUCUUUAACUCCAGUUAUUAUUUGUGUUUCAUUGCUAUAUCACAUUUUGGCCAACAUUUUCAUGGAUACAUUUAGAUCAAUAGCUCCGUAGAAAUCGCAUGCUAAGCUUCUAAUAAAUUAUACAAUUAACUAUCGGUGUUGGGUUGCCAUAAUAGUAUUCCAGAAAAAGUAUAUAUGUCUUCAUCUGUAAGUGAACGGGUGAAUAUUUCACGGAUGCCGUAUUGUGUCUAAAAUCCAAAACCCUAUUCUCUAUGGUCAAUGUUGUGAAAUUGCCUUGGGUGGUCAGCCAACAAGGUAUGCUGGGAGUCCACUAGAGUUCGAUCCUUGAAGGUCGCACUUUGAUGACUCAUUUUGUAUCUAUAUACUAUCGGACUGCAAUUGCACGGCUCUCACAGUUUAACUUCAAAAAAAUGGUGUGAAAUUGAUUGAACCCAGCAACCAUCUUUUAUCAUGGCCAUGAGAUCCUUCUAGAAGAUACAAUAUAAGAUGGAUUUAUAGUUCAAUUUCAGCACACGUAAAUGGGCAUUUUAAGAGCCUGCUGAGGAUUAGAAGAAGAUAUCAUCAAAGAAGGAUGAUGGAGUGAUUUGAGAUUAUAUAUCGGAACAAGCAGAAUCCCUUCUGCGCUGUGUUCAGAAGCUGACGUGUGUUGAGUUCUUACGUAUCAAUUGGAAGAAAGUUUAAGAUCAGAAGUUGUCUGUAGCCUCUAGUUUGCUGAUUACAGCAUGAAAACUUUAUUGUCGAUUUCACUGCAGCUGGAAGAAAGUUUAAGCUUGUAGACUUACUGAUAGAGAUAAAUGAAAGCUCUGUGUUUGCGGACGGAUGCAACUA
This is a messenger RNA of Brachypodium distachyon (stiff brome), 2103 nucleotides long. Its product is annotated as sigma intracellular receptor 2. The record is from RefSeq and is a predicted model, not a curated record. NCBI's taxonomy places the organism in Eukaryota, Viridiplantae, Streptophyta, Magnoliopsida, Poales, Poaceae. Gene Ontology annotation, cellular component: endoplasmic reticulum. Bases 117 to 614 code for a protein of 165 amino acids. The transcript is spliced from 2 exons.